AACCCGGGCCUAUGCACCGCGUCCGCGGGUUCCACGCGGAGUCGCUGGUCCCCGCGCACUGCCCCAGAGCCUCACCAUGUUCACCUUCGUGGUUCGCGACGAGUACAGCAGUGUCUACGCCGAGGUCUCCCGGCUGCUGGUCGCCUCAGGCCACUGGAAGAGGCUACGGCGGGACAACCCCAGGUUCAAUCUGAUGCUGGGAGAACGGAACCGGCUGCCCUUCGGGAGACUGGGUCACGAGCCUGGGCUGGUGCAGUUGGUGAAUUACUACAGGGGGGCAGACAAACUGUGUCGAAAAGCUUCUUUAGUGAAGCUAAUCAAGACAAGCCCAGAACUGGCUGAGUCCUGCACAUGGUUCCCCGAGUCUUAUGUGAUUUACCCCACUAAUCUCAAGACCCCAGCUGCUCCCACACAGAAUGGAGUCCACCCACCGAUCAAUAACUCGAGGACGGAUGAAAGGGAAUUCUUCCUGGCUUCUUAUAACAAAAAGAAGGAAGAUGGAGAAGGCAAUGUUUGGAUUGCAAAGUCAUCCGCUGGUGCCAAAGGUGAAGGCAUCCUCAUCUCCUCCGACGCUGCAGAACUUCUAGAUUUCAUAGACAACCAGGGCCAGGUGCAUGUGAUCCAGAAGUACCUUGAGCACCCUCUGCUGCUGGAGCCAGGUCAUCGCAAGUUCGACAUCCGAAGCUGGGUCUUGGUGGAUCACCAAUAUAAUAUCUACCUCUAUCGAGAGGGUGUGUUGCGGACUGCGUCAGAACCAUAUCAUGUUGAUAAUUUUCAAGACAAAACCUGCCAUUUGACCAAUCACUGCAUUCAAAAGGAAUAUUCAAAGAACUAUGGGAAGUACGAAGAAGGGAAUGAAAUGUUCUUUGAGGAGUUCAAUCAGUACCUAACAAGUGCUUUGAACAUUACGCUGGAGAGCAGUAUCUUACUACAAAUCAAACAUAUCAUAAGGAGCUGCCUCAUGAGCGUGGAGCCUGCCAUCAGUACCCGGCACCUCCCCUACCAGAGCUUCCAGUUAUUUGGCUUCGACUUCAUGGUGGACGAGGAGCUGAAGGUCUGGCUCAUUGAGGUCAACGGCGCCCCUGCUUGUGCUCAGAAGCUCUAUGCGGAACUGUGCCAGGGCAUCGUGGACAUAGCCAUAUCCAGCGUCUUCCCGCCCCCCGACGCCGAGCAGCCGCCCAGCCAGCCGGCAGCGUUCAUCAGGCUGUGACAGGGAGGCGCAUGGGGUCCUGCUCCAGGAGUCAUCUGCUUGCUCCACGUGCAGCCAAAAUGAGAAACAGGCAGCUGGCGAAGAUGCGAGGUGGCGAGAGGGUGAGAGCGGAGGUGACCCCGAGGGGCUCCCCGGUGGAGCUGUCUGCACUGCUGUUGAGAUUUGAAAACUGCAGCGAAUUUCCCGGAGGGGAGAGCAAAAUCUUCACAGGGAUUUGGUCGUUUUCUGUUCUCGUCCUUGAAAGAAUCGGAUUUCCAUCUAAGGCAGUGUUGUAAGCAGCGCCUCUUCUCCCAGAGACCACUGGACCUUUGCUUGGCGUCUCCACCCGCUGCAGCCUUCGUGCCUUAGCUCUGUGCCAGCUGCAGCCUGGGCUGCACAGGGACUGGAAGCUAGAGCGCUUGGGAGGUAGCCAGGUGUCCCUGCGCACCCCCCGUGGCACUCUGCCUGGGAAAAUCUGGACAGGCUUGCCCCAGCUGCCUCGCAGGACAGGGCCUUGUCCUCGUCCCCCUCCUGACGGCCUGGGUCAGUCUCCUGUCGGGGUGGGUGUGGGCGGGGCACCGGUAUAGCGAACGCUGCUCUCAGUCUGCUCUCUGCAUGUUUUAGAAACCGAGCGGCAAGUUUGCUACAAACCCAUAAGCAUCAAAUAAGCAUGAGAGAGAAAAAAGAUGAUGUCUUGCUUUACUUCAUAGUUGGGCAUCCUUGAAAUAUGAUAAAUCUGUUAUCUUUGGUUUGACCAGAAUUCUUCAUGCACUUUUGCGAAGUUCCUGCUGUUCACUGUGUGUGUGUGUGUGUG
Molossus molossus (Pallas's mastiff bat) is the source of this 2003-nucleotide messenger RNA. It is a transcript of the gene TTL, whose product is annotated as tubulin tyrosine ligase. NCBI's taxonomy places the organism in Eukaryota, Metazoa, Chordata, Mammalia, Chiroptera, Molossidae. The record is from RefSeq and is a predicted model, not a curated record. Bases 77 to 1210 code for a protein of 377 amino acids. The transcript has 7 exons. Gene Ontology annotation, biological process: protein modification process.